UUCAUGUCUCCUCAAACAGCCGUCAGUGAACAAGUCAGGUGUAGUCGAAGGGAACGCCAACUUUUCCACAUCUCUACGACGUAAACCUGUUAAACUCUUAUUGUGCUCCUCUCCUUUUAAUAAAUCGAACAAAUUAGGCAAACUUUGCCCCCUGCCGCUCGACAAAACGCAGGAAAAACGCGCAACUAGCAUUGCUACACGCGAAAUAAGCUAGGAAUUUUUGGGAGGUUGCAUUUUGGAUGAGCAUCUUCAAUUCCUUUUUGCAACGAAAUGGACCACAGCGGCAAGGACAACUCCAGCUCAGACGAUGACGUUCCCCUCUCAAAAAUGGCGGCGAGGCGACACAAAAAGGAGAAGUACACUGAGGAUGCCCACAGCUCCAACGCUGAGGACAAAAGUGAUGAUGAGCCUCUGAUUAAGCAAAAGACAAAGAAGGAAAGCAGAUCUCCAUUUCGUGGCAAAAAAUCUAGAAAUGCAGAGGACGACAGCUCUGACAAUGGUCCCUUGGUGAAAGCCAAAACGCCAAUCAAAGCUAGCAAAAAAAUCAAAACGCCAACGAGGAAGCCUGCUACGCCAAAGAAGAAGAAAGAAACUCCAAAUGAGGACCUAAGUUCGGAUGAUGAGCCUCUGAGCGUAAUCGCCCAAAAAGUGAAGCCUCAGCAAAGGGGCACUCCUACAAGAACCAAUGAGACCACAUCCAAAAGGAAUGCGGCAAAGAAAAGAGUCAAAUUCACAGAAUCUUCCAACGAGAGCUCAGACGACGACACGCUCGCAACCCUCGCAAGAAAGAAGGCGAUCUGCACUCGGCAGAAAACGCCAGCAAAAAACACCAGGAAAGGCAGAGCGGCGCGCGCAAUCAAAGCGGACCGUGACGACGGCUCCGACAACAACGGCAAUGAUGACGAUGACGACAAUGAUGAUGUACCUUUGGUGAACUUCAUUGCCAAGCGGAAGCCGGCGGAGGAAAAGAAAAAGCCAGUGAAAAAGAGUGGCGCGUCACAAGGCAGCGCUUCUAAAAAAAGGCGAGGUCAAUCGGACGAGAGCUCGGAUGAUGAGCCUCUUAUUAAUCUAGUGAAAAAAUCCCAAGCGGAGAAAAAGUCCAAGGUGAAAAAACAAGCCUCGGCUCCCAAAAAGAGGGCUGCAACUCCUCGAGCCUCGAAAAAGUCCUUGCCAGGUGUCAGCUCAGAUGACGAACCAUUAAUGGAAGCUGUGAAACACCCUCAAGUGACCAAAACUAUCCGCAUCAAGCUGGAGAGGUGUGAAAUUAAGGAAGCUGCCACAACAGCAAGCCAAGCGGAAUGGCGGCUGUCCGAGGAGGUCAAGGAGAAACUAGAAGAGAGUUCGGAGUAAUCGUUGCCACAGCAAGAAACGUUCCAUGUUCAAACCACUUUGUUGAAAGAAUCUCUUAGGCGAGAGGCCUCCUAAACAGUGUUUAAUGUUUAGAAAAAAGAAGUUUUAUACGUGAUUCCUUUCAAGGAGUCGAUUUUGUUGACUCCCUUUAUUUUUCAUUUGGGACCAAACGCGUUUUAGUUUGGGUCCAAAUGUCAGUUUUGCUUUAUGUGCACAUGAGCAUGUUUCGUAAGUGUCAUUUUACAACUUGUGCCGAUACUGUUUUUCCAUGAGUGGGUUUUGUUUACAUGAUGUAAAUGUCGGAAAUUGCACACUAAUAUUAGCGUAAGCUUUUUCAUGUAUUCAAUGUAUGAUCAGCAUGUUUGAGUGAAAAAUUAAAUAAAGCAGUUUUGCUUUUUCUUUAAAAUAUUAUGAGCAAUCAUAAUGAUAAUAAUCAUGUUUAUUUAUAUAGACAUUAGCAGCUGAAUUACUCAAUGGCUGCCACUUGCAACGCUAGACUUCGUCCAUUUGGACUUCGAGGGCCGUCAAUGGCAUUGAAAUGAGUAUUCAUCAGUGGCGGAAUGUAACAAAGUAAAAGGACGAAGUACUACAUCGCUACAUUUUACAGCUGGUAUCUGCACCUUUACUCAACUACUUUUCAAAUUGCACCUGGGUCACACGUUACUUGUUUGUUUUCUGUUUUUCUCAUUGUAAAUUGGUAGUUUCGUUUUCAUGCCUCCGGCGCAAUCGAUAAGCCCUAUACCGUAACUGAGCACUAGAGGCAGCAACAUGAUUACAGGCAAGAUUAGGCAGGUGAACAAGAUAUUAAUGACCAAUAAAAAACACCACAUUCUUGUACGGUAGGAGGCAGUAUGCACCUUAUAGUUGCUUGCAAUCUGCCAUUAAGCUAAGUUUUUGGAGUUUUUGAGCUUGUUUAGCUUGUGUUUACAGUGCAGUCAAUUUCAUUGCUAGUUUUUUUCCCCCAUUCUACACGGUUCUAAAUAAAACUAAGCAGUCAAU
This is a messenger RNA of Corythoichthys intestinalis (scribbled pipefish), 2349 nucleotides long. RefSeq names its product nucleolar protein dao-5-like. NCBI's taxonomy places the organism in Eukaryota, Metazoa, Chordata, Actinopteri, Syngnathiformes, Syngnathidae. The record is from RefSeq and is a predicted model, not a curated record. The transcript is spliced from 10 exons. The coding region runs from base 271 to 1350 and encodes 359 amino acids.